AUGAAAAUGCAAAUUCGAAGUGUUUGGAGUUUACCCGUCGGAAGCAGAACAACCGAUGGAAGCGGAAGAAGCGCGAAGAAGAAGAAGAAAGCGGAUACGAAAUCGUCGUCGUCGUCGCCGUCUUUAUCGUCGAAGAAGAACGAGUUCGUGCCUUCGUUUCGAGAAGCGAUGAAAGUCAAGGUGAAAAUAAUCGAUAUUGAUAUUCUCAAGCGGUUCACCGGAGAACGACGAGAAGAAGAAAGGAAGAAGAAGAAGAAGGAGAAGAAAGAGACGAAGAAGAAGAAUACGACGACGAAUACGAAGCAGAAGGAUGCGAAAGCAGUCAUAUCCGUAUCUUCUUCUCGCGAUCAAUCACCACCACCAACUCCCUCUUCUAUUUGGCUUUCGUAUUGCGCGUUCGGCGCGACGGUGGUCACCACAGUCGCCGCGGGAGCGUUCUUCUCCACAUUCGCAAAGAAAAGAGGAGAAAGGGGUAAACGAGAAGAGAACGGCGAUGAUGCAUCUCUCCAACCGAUCACGUUUGCAUUCGAUACCCCGCAAACCGCGGCGGUUAGAAAUAAAUCGCCAAGACCUCCUAGACGGAGCGAAGACCAGCACCAGCGGGAACAACAAGAAAUUUUACGACGGAGAGAAGAGGAAGAAGUCAACCCGUUUUUGAAACAGAUGGAAGAUUCAAACGUCGCGUUCUCUUCUCAGCAGAUUAAAAGUAACAUCAUUCCGCGACCAUCAUCAUCACCUCCACCUCAGCGGUUGUUCGAAACUGAACCGUCGUCUGGGAAAUCAUCAUCACCCCGUCCUUCUUCUUCGACAGGCUAUGUGGUGCCUAAACAAGUCGAAGCGAUGCAAACGAGAGAAACAUCUUCGACAGCGGCUGCAGUUUUUGAUGGAAAAAAAGUGGACGAAUUAAAGAAAGAGUUCAAUCAGUGGGCGUUAAGUUACGACGAUGAGUUACACCCGUGGGAUCGAGCGUUAGACAACAAGAGGUACGAUGCGAUUGCUACACCGUUAUCAUCAUCAUCCACUGUAGAGGAAGAAAGCACCAAUAAUAGUAGCAGUAGCAGUAGCAGUGAUGCACUGAACCCCGAAUCGGAGAAACGAGAAAAGGAAACGAAAGUCAGAGAAGUUGCGCGACGACGUCGAAAUAGCUACUUCGCCGCCAUAUCUUCAAAACGGUACGCGCCGACGACGAUAGAACAACUCGCUCUCGAAGAGAAAGUUAGAGAACGCUUAGCAUCAAGCACCCCUGUAUUUGAUACUGAGGGUACAUUUUUUGCAAAAGAAAGUAAAAAAGAAGCGAUGGCGUUGUACGGUACCGCCUUGGGAAAGCUCUUUUACGAGAAGUCUCCAACCACAAUUGUUGGCGAAGGUACAUUUUCGGACGUAUUUUCAGCACAGAAAGAUGCCGCAAGCAAUUUAUCAUCGCUCACGUUGAGUAAAACGGACUUCUUUACGCAGGGUGAAUCUGUUUUGAAGUGUUCUGCGCCUUUUCCGGGCCGAGACGCUUUCGAUGCUCCUCAAGGAGACGGGUACGGGUUUGGGAAAGUCGAAACGGCCGUGUUAGCUACGCUACCGAAACAUCCAGCGAUUGUUGAAGUUAUUGCGGCCUUUCUCGAAUCCGAUAGGAACGAAUCGUACUUGUUGUUGAAAGAUCACGGAGAAAAUGCGCAUGAGGCGAGAAAAUUAGGACGAUUGACGCCGAGAGAGUGCCGCGCGAUGGCCCGUCGUAUUUUGCACGCGUUGAAACAUUGUCACGAACGUAACGUAAUUCAUCGCGACAUCAAGUCUGGCAACAUUCUCAUCAGAGGUAGAGAAGGCGCAGAGGAUUUCAAUCGAAAAGCAACCAUCAUAGAUUUCGGUGUCGCGCAUUCACAAACGGCGUGUGAGUUGUACUUUUCGGAAAUCGUUCCCACAACGAACGAAGAAGAGGACGGGGGUUCAUUUCAAAGCGGCGGGAAAAAAAAUAUGGUCUGUUCUAUCGAGUACGAUCCAAGCAGCGGAACGCCUGGGUAUCAAGCUCCAGAAGUUUUGCUCGGGAAAUACGAAUUACCUGCGACCUCGUCCGAAGGCGAAAGAAUCAACGACAACGACGGCGAACAGGUAUCGAUGGAAACGUAUGCGAAAAUUGACAUCUUUGCAUUUGCCAUUGCGAUGUACUUUCUGUGCACGGGAAAAGAAAUCUUCGCGGACUCUUUAGAUGCCGGAGAGAACAUGACGACAAAAUCGAAGCAGAAAGCGAUGGCGAUGUCCGAAACCGAAUUAAAUCGCUUGAACCAAACCGAGCUCGAACUCGAUGCGAAAAUUCUCACACAGAUGCUCACUUAUCCUGACUUUCGUCUCGCGCCUUCGCAAGAAAAAAAUAUGCGAGAACGCUACGGCGACUUGGUGAAGAAUCAAAACGAAAUCAUCCAAUCGACGACGCUUACGGAGAAGAUCAUCGAAGAUUUAUCUGGUCGUCAACCCGUGGCGUUUUGUAAACUCAUCGCGAAGUGUUUAAGCGUCGAUCCGAGUAAAAGACCGAGUGCGGUCGAAGCGCUCGCUUGGGAGAAUGCCUUUGUCGGCACCGAUGAAGACGAAGACAUUUUGGCAUAUGAAAAAGCGUCGACCCCGACGAUGACGAGAUGA
Messenger RNA from Bathycoccus prasinos, 2622 nucleotides. RefSeq names its product PREDICTED: serine/threonine-protein kinase MARK2-like. Gene Ontology annotation, biological process: mitotic DNA damage checkpoint signaling; protein phosphorylation. Gene Ontology annotation, cellular component: nucleus; cytoplasm. The transcript has a single exon. The coding region runs from base 1 to 2622 and encodes 873 amino acids. NCBI's taxonomy places the organism in Eukaryota, Viridiplantae, Chlorophyta, Mamiellophyceae, Mamiellales, Bathycoccaceae. Gene Ontology annotation, molecular function: protein serine/threonine kinase activity; ATP binding. The record is from RefSeq and is a predicted model, not a curated record.